Messenger RNA from Syzygium oleosum, 905 nucleotides. Its product is annotated as probable glutathione S-transferase. Lineage: Eukaryota; Viridiplantae; Streptophyta; Magnoliopsida; Myrtales; Myrtaceae. Gene Ontology annotation, molecular function: glutathione transferase activity. Gene Ontology annotation, cellular component: cytoplasm. Gene Ontology annotation, biological process: glutathione metabolic process. The coding region runs from base 90 to 749 and encodes 219 amino acids. The transcript is spliced from 2 exons. The record is from RefSeq and is a predicted model, not a curated record.
CACCCUGCGUUUAGCCUUAUUUCACCACGGAAAGCAUUCUUCAGUUCUGUUCAAAUUACAAAAGCUUCAGCUUGUAGCGAUAAUUCUCAAUGGCAGAGGAAGUGAUAUUGUUGGACUUUUGGCCGAGCCCGUUUGGGAUGAGGGCCAGGAUUGCCCUAAGAGAGAAGGGCGUGGAGUUCGAUAUGAGGGAGGAGGAUCUGAGCAACAAGAGCCCCCUGCUCUUGAAGAUGAACCCGGUCAACAAGCAAAUCCCCGUCCUCAUCCACAACGGCAAGCCGGUUUGCGAGUCCCUCAUCAUGGUCCAGUACAUCGACAAGACCUGGGGUCGCGAGUCUCCUCUUCUGCCUUCGGAUCCUUAUGAGCGUGCUCAUGCCAGGUUCUGGGCCGACUACGUGGACAAGAAGAUGUACUCGGUGGGGCGAAGGGUGUGGCUGUCGACGGGGGAGGCCCAGGAGGCGGCAAAGAAGGAGUACAUCGAGUGCUUGAAGGUGUUGGAGGGAGAGCUCGGGGACAAGGCUUACUUCGGCAGUGAAAGGUUUGGGUAUGUGGACGUGUCGCUAAUACCGUUCUAUAGCUGGUUCUAUGCUUUGGAGACAUUGGCCAACUUUAGCAUCAAGGAGGAGUGCCCCAAGUUGGUGGCAUGGGCCAAGCGGUGCACGCAGAGGGAGAGCGUGGCGAAGUCGUUGCCCGACCAGUACAAGCUCAAUGAAUUCCUCUUGGAACUCAAGAAGAAGCUUCAGGCGCAAUAAACAACUCUCUUGAGUCUGAUUAUUGCUUAUUUCAUCACUCUUUCGUUCAAUAACCCCUCUCCGUUGGAUGAGGCUAGCUCUUCUAGGUUCAUGAUUUCCUUUUUGUAUCCGAGUGUUUCUGGAUCAGCUAAUAAACUAUACACAGCAUUUCAUCAA